AUGGCAGUCAUAGCAGCACCACACGAAUUGGAUGAACCUCUGUAUCCAGCUUAUAUGCCAACCUUGACUGAUGAGAUCUUUCCAGAACACGAGCCAUUCGAGCAUGAUGACCCAGCACUCAGAGCAGACCCAACUUUUCCCCAUCUUAUAGGCUCGAAAACUGUAAUCAAAUCCGUCACACCACUCUUCGGAUCGGAACUCGACAAUGUGCAGUUAACAGAACUUGAUUCAGCAGGUCUAGAUGAGCUAGGGUUGCUCGUCGCUCAGCGGGGCUUCGCAGUCUUCCGCAAUCAGAAUUGGAAGGAUGCAGGGUUUAAGAAACAGCUGGAUAUCGCCAGACAUUUCGGCCCACUUCACAAACAUCCAGUCCAACCUAGACCUGCAACGGAGACUGAGAUAGCUGUGAUCUAUCAAUCGGCAGCAGAAGUCAGGAGGAUCAAUUACUGGGGUAACAGAGUAUCGGGCGUGAAUUGGCAUGCGGACCAGACACAUGAAAGGCAACCACCUGCCGUGACGUUCUUUGGAGUACUGGAGAAUCAGGGCUGGUGUGGAGGAGACACGAUCUUAUCGGACUCGGUUCAGGCCUUCAAUCACUUAUCACCAGUGAUGCAGAAUAUGCUUAUUGGAUUGAAAGCGAUUCAUUCGAGUAACGCUUUGACUCUAAAGGCCAAGAAAGAUGGAGACGCCCUUCGUAGAGAAGCAGUGAAUACCGCCCAUCCUCUUAUCACUCAACAUCCAGUCACGGGAGAUAAAGUGCUAUUCAUUAAUGAGGUAUUCACUACUUCGAUAGAAGGGAUGAAGGUUGAGGAAUCAGAUAAUUUGUUGAAAUUCCUGUUCAAUUAUAUUGCUCGAGGUGCAGAUUUCCAAGCUAGAGUUAAGUGGGAGGAGGGCACUGUCAUCGUCUGGGACCAGAGGAGAGCGCAACAUUCGGCUACGUUAGAUACUCCACACGACAAACGUCGACACAUGAUCAGGAUAACUCCAUUGGGUGGUAAACCUAUCCCUGCGACGAGGGACUAG
Molecule: messenger RNA, 1020 nt
Organism: Kwoniella botswanensis
Lineage: Eukaryota; Fungi; Basidiomycota; Tremellomycetes; Tremellales; Cryptococcaceae
Exons: 8
Coding region: 1-1020 (339 amino acids)
Cellular component (GO): cytoplasm
Molecular function (GO): 2-oxoglutarate-dependent dioxygenase activity
Source: RefSeq, a predicted model, not a curated record